Molecule: messenger RNA, 2487 nt
Organism: Lathyrus sativus (Indian pea)
Lineage: Eukaryota; Viridiplantae; Streptophyta; Magnoliopsida; Fabales; Fabaceae
Source: the annotation of a GenBank genome assembly
AUGCCGCCACAGGGUAAUGCCGCUGCAGCCGCUGCUCUUUAUGAUCAAGCUGCCGGCGGCUCUGUGCCAAGUUCAUCCACUGAUGCUGGAGACGCCGUUAUGGCGCGGUGGCUUCAGUCAGCUGGCUUGCAGCAUCUUGGCUCUCCAUUUGCCUCAUCUGGCAUCGAUCAUCGCCUCCUCCCCAACCUUCUAAUGCAGGGUUAUGGAGCACAGUCUACUGAAGAGAAGCAGAGGCUUUUGAAGUUAAUGAGAAACCUCAAUUUUAAUGGUGAAUCUGGUUCAGAGCUGUCUACGCCCAACACUCAAACUUUGGGUGGAGUGGUAGCACCAGAUGGGUUUUAUUCACCUGAGUUCAGAGGGGAUUUUGGAGCUGGGCUUUUGGAUCUUCAUGCCAUGGAUGACACAGGGCUUUUGUCUGAGCAUAUGAUUUCAGAACCUUUCGAACCAUCACCCAUCAUACCUGGAGAUACUAGAGCAUUUGAAGAUGAUUUAUAUCCAACUAACAGCAAGCUUGAAAAAGAAGCAGAUGUUGACGCAUCAAUUUGUUUACCUAUGAAUGAAAAAGAGAAUAGCACAAGGGAGAAUAAUGUUGCGAAAAUUAAAGUCGUGGUACGUAAAAGGCCUUUAAACAAGAAAGAGCUUGCUAAGAAGGAGGAUGAUGCUGUAACAGUAUCUGACACUGCGUAUUUGACAGUCUAUGAACCUAAACUAAAGGUUGAUCUGACAGCUUAUGUAGACAAGCAUGAGUUUUGUUUUGAUGCUGUUCUUGAUGAGCAUGUUACUAAUGAUGAAGUAUACCGAGCUACAGUUGAACCAAUUAUUCCUACAAUUUUUGAACGAACCAAAGCUACCUGUUUUGCUUAUGGUCAGACAGGAAGUGGCAAAACAUACACAAUGCAACCUUUACCGCUCCGAGCUGCAGAAGACCUUGUUCGACAGUUGCAUCAGCCAGUUUACCGGAGUCAGAAAUAUAAAUUGUGGCUUAGCUACUUUGAGAUAUAUGGUGGAAAGCUGUUUGAUCUUCUUAGUGACAGAAGAAAACUUUGCAUGAGGGAAGAUGGACGGCAACAAGUUUGUAUUGUAGGAUUGCAAGAAUUUGAAGUUUUUGACGUUCAAAUUGUCAAAGACUUCAUUGAAAAGGGAAAUGCUUCAAGAAGUACAGGAUCUACGGGUGCUAAUGAGGAGUCCUCCAGGUCGCAUGCUAUCUUACAAUUGGUUGUAAAGAAGCACAAUGAGGUGAAAGAGGGCAAGAGAAACACCGAUGGAAAUGAGGCAAAAAGUGGGAAGGUUGUGGGGAAGAUAUCUUUUAUUGAUCUUGCUGGAAGUGAAAGAGGUGCUGACACUACUGAUAAUGAUCGUCAAACACGGAUAGAAGGAGCCGAAAUCAACAAGAGCCUUUUAGCUUUAAAGGAAUGCAUUCGUGCGCUAGACAAUGACCAGAUCCAUAUUCCAUUCCGGGGAAGCAAACUUACAGAAGUGCUGCGGGACUCUUUUGUAGGCAACUCAAAAACUGUUAUGAUCUCUUGUAUAUCUCCAGGUGCUGGGUCUUGUGAACACACGCUUAACACCCUGAGAUAUGCUGAUCGGGUUAAAAGUCUUUCCAAAAGUGGAAAUCCUAGAAAAGACCUGAUCUCCAGUUGUGUACCACAACCACAAACUAAUAAGGACAUUUCAUCUACAUCAACCCUUCCAGCUAGUGACCGUGCAGAGGAUUUUAGUAAUCAACGCCUAGAGAAACCAUUGGAUUUGGGCAGGAAACCAUUUGAAAUGGAGAGUAGUAUGUAUAGCUCUGCUGCUAUUGCUGACAAACAGAUACCUAGUAUUUCUUCAAAUUACCUAUCCAAUGGACGAGAAGAAAAAGGCAUUACUUCUAGUAUUUCUCCAAAUUACCUAUCAAAUGGGCGAGAAGAAAAAGGCAUUGCUUCUGCUUCAAUGGAGGAGAGGUUUGAAAAAAAGAACUCUUAUAAUGAUUCUUCCAGUCAAAAGACGUACUCUUACUCACAAAAUGAUUCAGAUGAGAAAGUGCAAAAGGUGUCUUCCCCACGUAGAAAAGGUUCUAAAGAUGAAAGGUUCGAAAGGCCUACAAACUUGAUGAAAAGGGAUAUCAAUGGAUCCGAUCCCUCGACUACAAGCUCCAAGCAGCAGAUCACAGGGAAUCACAGUACUGUUACCACUAGAUCUAGGCUUUAUGAAGCAGAAUCCGCUCCUGAUGGAAAUAUCAAUGCAGUACUUGAGGAGGAAGAAGCACUAAUUGCCUCUCAUAGGAAAGAAAUUGAGGACACAAUGGAGAUUGUACGUGAAGAAAUGAAACUCUUGGCAGAAGUGGACCAACCAGGAAGCUAUAUUGACAACUAUGUAGCCCAAUUGAGUUUUGUGCUUUCUCGCAAAGCAGCUAGUCUUGUGGGUCUCCAAGCUCGCCUUGCAAGAUUCCAACAUCGACUAAAAGAACAGGAGAUUCUAAGUAGAAAAAGAGUCUCCCGUCAGUAA